Messenger RNA from Lathyrus oleraceus (garden pea), 1772 nucleotides. Its product is annotated as eugenol synthase 1. The transcript has 7 exons. Gene Ontology annotation, molecular function: oxidoreductase activity. The record is from RefSeq and is a predicted model, not a curated record. Bases 458 to 1411 code for a protein of 317 amino acids. Lineage: Eukaryota; Viridiplantae; Streptophyta; Magnoliopsida; Fabales; Fabaceae.
CACAAUCACCAAGAAUUCAGAUCUAAAAACCUCUCACAUUCUCUCAACUUCUCUCAAGAACACUCAAGAACACUCAAGAACACAUCACACCAAAAUCCAAAGAACUUCUUCAUUUCUUCAUCAAUUUCGAAGAUUCUUUUUGUGUUGAUCUUCAUUCCUCUCAUACUCCAACUGUUUUGGCAAGGCAAGAUCAAAGGAGCUCCAAAACACGACUGUCCAAGUUUGCUCCAUCAAUGGUGAAUCAAGCUUUUGUGCAUUAGAAGCAACCUAAAUCGAACCUGAUCAUAUCAUUCAACUUCUUGGAGCACAUGCUGCAUCUGUUUUGGUAAAGGAAGUGCAAACAUCUUCAAAUUCAUCACUGUCUUCGAAUCGAGGUACUUUAGUUGCUCAGUUCCUUGUGAACUUUUGCUUUGCGUUGCAUAAGCAAUUUGCAUUGAGAUAGAUAACACACACAAAAAUGGAGGGUAAGAAGAAUAAGAUUCUUGUAUUUGGUGGAACUGGUUACAUUGGAAAGUAUAUCGUGAAAGCAAGUAUCUCUUUAGGUUAUCCAACUUUUGUGUAUACUCAACCUAUUAAUGCAAAAACUCCUUCCUCUAAGAUACAACUUUGCAGCGAAUUUAAUUCCUUGGGAGUAACACUUGUGGAGGGAGAAUUUGAGCAUGACCAGAUAUUGAAAGUGAUUAAGCAAGUAGACAUUGUGAUAUGUACCUUUCCAUAUCCUCUAGUGAUGGAGCAACUCAAAAUUAUAAAUGCUAUCAAAGUUGCUGGCAAUAUCAAGAGAUUCCUUCCUUCAGACUUUGGUGUUGAAGAAGAUAAAGUUCAUCCUCUUCCUCCAUUCCAAGCUUUUCUUGAUAAGAAAAUAAAAAUCAGAAGAGAAAUUGAAGCAGCGAGAAUCCCUUAUACUUUUGUUUCCGCAAAUUGUUUUGGUGCAUAUUUUGUGAAUUUCUUGCUUCGUCCACACGAAAAGAAUAAAGAUAUUGCUGUCUAUGGCAAUGGUGAAACCAAAGCUAUACUAAAUUAUGAAGAAGAUAUUGCUAUGUAUACUAUUAAAGUGGCCAAUGAUCCAAGAGCACACAAUCGAAUAGUGGUGUAUAGACCUUCAAAGAAUAUCAUAACAGAAAAUGAGUUGAUAUUAUUAUGGAAGAACAAAACUGGUCAGAACUUUAACAAAGUUUUUAUUCCUGAGGAAGAUAUUAUCAAGCUUUCACAAAAUUUGCCCCCUCCAGAAGAUAUACCAGUUUCUAUUCUUCAUAGUAUAUUUGUUAAAGGGGAUCUUAUGAAUUUUGAGCUUGGUGAAGAUGAUCUUGAAGCUUCAAAACUAUAUCCGGAUUAUAACUAUACAUCAAUUGAUCAACUUCUCGAUAAGUUUCUUGUUGAUCCUCCACCUCCUGCAUCUGCUGCUUUUCAAUGAAAUCAUUUUAUACUAUUGUGCCUGAUAUUGGUUUGAUUAAUAAAUUUUGUUAAUAUAUUAUACCUAAAGUAGUAUUAAAUAAUUUGGAAACACAUUUUUUUUUGGUGAUUUUUAUUGAAUAAAUUGAGAUUGAAUGAGUAUAUUAUCUUUGAUAAGACUAGUUUUAGUCCAAUAUCAAGUGUGCAACAAUUGUUGAGUUGUAAUUCAAGUUGUUAAUUAAUUACUUGAAGACCAAUUGGUGUAUUUUGUUAGUUUUUCUUAUGGUUGUUAGAAGUUGGUCAAGUAAAUUGAUUAAUAAGUAACUAAUCACUCCAUGUUGUACAAAAUCAAUUGUUCAAUAAUUUUUUUUUCAUUCUCAUCA